This is a messenger RNA of Suillus clintonianus, 924 nucleotides long. RefSeq lists its product as uncharacterized. The transcript is spliced from 7 exons. Lineage: Eukaryota; Fungi; Basidiomycota; Agaricomycetes; Boletales; Suillaceae. The coding region runs from base 1 to 924 and encodes 307 amino acids. The record is from RefSeq and is a predicted model, not a curated record. Gene Ontology annotation, biological process: developmental process.
AUGGACGCUCAGUCAACCAACCACCCGUACACGAUUGUGCGCAUUAAGCGCAAACGUACGGAUGAACCACUCGACGCGCUUGUCGUCGAGUCUCGGGUUCGCAGAAAGAAGACGAAAGGCGGCCGCGAUGUUUUCCAAUUUGUUCAAACCGUCGAAGAGACUGUCUGGGAGGAUAAACAACUGCAGGAGACACUGCAGAACCAAAUCUCGAAGCUGUCACAAAACCAUGAUGACAAAAACACACCAUCGGUGCCUGCGGAUGUCACAAAUCUUUCUGGAGCUCAACGCCAUCGGCAAUUAGCCGAUGAAGGGAGGCGCUACACUAUCGUUCCUACACGCGAACCCGCUGAAAACCCCAAAUUUGCUACCAGUCCUCCAAAGGUCAUAUCUGCGAAAGAUGCUCGAUCUCAAAGCGACUUCAGGAUGUAUGAUGCCGUUCCUGCCGAUCAGAAUCCUACGUCUCCCGUCUUUGAUUCCGACAUGGAGAAAUUCUUACCCAUGCUGCAAAAUUACUUACGCAUGAAUGACGAGCCCUCGCAAGUUUUCUCUGCUGCCCCUCCAGCAGAGGAUUAUGUUUGGGAUGUAUUCUAUAGGCGUCCUUGCACACUCAGCGAAUGGAACUCGGCUGCUAAUAUCGGGAUGCUUGAAGGCCUUCCUCCCUCGCUGGAUGACCCUAACUCCAGUGACUCGGAGUCCGAGGAGGAAGAUGAAGCUGACGAAGAUUCAAAUGGUAUUCAUGUGGUUUGGCAUGAAAUCCUUCAUCUGACACAACGUUUUCCAGCCGAGGAAUAUUACAAGAAUGACUAUCCAGAUGAGGAUGAUUCGAAUGACAGUGAAGGGAGUGACAUAUUUCAUGAAAGCUCUGAAGCAGAAGACGAUCUUCGGUACGACAAUCUGAGUGAUGAAGACAACUAUUGGAGGUAA